This is a messenger RNA of Gavialis gangeticus (Gharial), 1041 nucleotides long. RefSeq lists its product as uncharacterized. Gene Ontology annotation, molecular function: oxidoreductase activity. The record is from RefSeq and is a predicted model, not a curated record. The transcript has 7 exons. Bases 1 to 792 code for a protein of 263 amino acids. NCBI's taxonomy places the organism in Eukaryota, Metazoa, Chordata, Crocodylia, Gavialidae.
AUGGGCCUGGGUACAUCCCAUGUUGGGGGCUAUUCCCAUGAAGCUGUGGUAUAUGCACUACAAAAAUGUGGCAUUCGUCAUAUUGAUACAGCAAAAAGAUAUGGCUGUGAAUCCCUUCUUCAGAAUGCCAUCAAAGAAAGUGGUGUGAAACGGGAAGAUCUCUGGAUAACUACCAAACUCUGGCAUAGUGACUAUGGCUAUGAAAACACAAAACAAGCCUGCUUGGAAUCAUGCAGAAGACUUGGUGUUGAGUACCUUGAUCUUUACUUGGUACACUGGCCAGAUGCCCAAGUUCCCGGUAAAAGCAGUCGUGAGGUCCGAGCUGAAACCUGGAGAGCCAUGGAGGAGCUGUAUGCUACAGGGAUGUGUCGGUCAAUUGGCGUAAGCAACUUUCUCAUAAAUCAUCUUGAACAACUAAAAGAAGACUGUGAAGUAACCCCUCAUGUUAAUCAGGUUGAAUAUCACCCUUUCCAAAGACCCCAGGAGCUGCUGGAUUACUGUAGAAGCAGAAACAUUGUCUUUGAAGGAUACUGCCCUUUAGCCAAAGGUGAAGCUCUUACUCAUCCUAAAGUAAUUCAGCUGGCAAAGAAGUAUGGCAAAACCCCUGCACAGAUCUGUAUACGCUGGAGCAUACAGAAUGGGGUUGUCACUAUUCCAAAAUCUACAAAAGUGGAAAGGAUACAGGAAAACUGUGAGGUAUUUGAUUUUACAUUAGCAGAAGAUGAUGUUGCCAUUCUAAAUGGAAUGCAUGAUGGGCGACAUGUUUCCUGGGUCCCAACCCUUAUUGUGUAGCUUGUAAGGUUUGAGCUUUUCUUGUGUUGAUGAUCUAUUACUUGCAUAUUUGAUUUAAGCUUGAGCAAUCUCACUGUAAGAAUCGAAUUGUAAGCUUGAUGGCUCACAGUAAUUAUCACUGAUUGAUUUCAAAUCUGUAACAUCUGAUUACAUGUAUAUGAAACGCUCCUUUAGGAUAACAUACUGAUAUAGAAAUAUACAUUUUUUGUCUGAAAUAUUUAUCUCAAUAAAUUUGUGACUUGUGUUGCA